Arctia plantaginis is the source of this 1059-nucleotide messenger RNA. Lineage: Eukaryota; Metazoa; Arthropoda; Insecta; Lepidoptera; Erebidae. The record is from the annotation of a GenBank genome assembly.
AUGCCGGGCCAACCAAACCAAAGCCCCACCGGGGGGCCUGGAAGCCAGGACGGGGAAAGCCGCGCCGUUAACCGGGAGGAAAAAACGGGGGCAACCACCAAUCCCGGUCAAAAAGGGGCAAACCGCCCCGGUUCCCAAGGGGUUUGGAGCUCCCUUUUAACCCGGCCAAAAAAACGUCCGCGCCAAAAAAGGGACCCGGCCGGGCCAAAGGGUCUGCUUUUUACCCCGGAAACACAGCCCCGGGGGGCCAAAAACGAAAAACCCCCCCAAAAGCCGCCCCAAAGGGGAAAAAGGGCCCCCAGUCAACCAAAAAUUGGGGAACCGGCCGGACCGGGGCCGCGGCCGGGCAACCGGGCAAGGCCAAAAACGGAAAAGCCUGCCCGCCCCUUCAAAAAGCCCCAAAGGGGCCCCGGGAAAAAAAGGCCCCCAACAAACCCGAUGGGGGAAAACCGCAAGGCCCCUCCCCCGCAGGUCCCUUCGGAAGAAACCCCGGUCCCCGGGGGGUUAAAACCAAAAACCGACCCAGGGGCGGGGUUCAACCGAAAAGAAAAAAUCCCCCCGGCGCCCCCGUGCGCCCAUGGAGGAAAAGGGCCCCCAAAAGGACAUCCAGUUAAAAAAGAGAAAAAAAAGGUCCCCCCAACAAACAAAAAAGGCCAAAAAAACGAACCUGGGGAAACCAAACCUUGUUUCCCGGCGGCGGGGAAAAGGAAAACCCUCCCCCCUUCCCCCUGGCCCAAAAACCCCAAUUUUGGCCACCCCCAAAAAUGGGUUCCGGGUUUUCCUAACCAGCUUGGAGACCUCGAUACGGCGACUAGCGUCUGGGCACGUCCUUGUGCUGGGGGACUUCAACGCAAAGUCCACUGCGUGGGGUUCCCCCAGGACGGACGCCAGGGGCGAGGCCGUAGAGGAGUGGGCGGCCUCGGUGGGCCUCUGUCUUCUAAACAGAGGCUCCACCAACACGUGCGUGCGACAGCAGGGGGGGUCGAUAGUGGACCUUUCGUUCGCUACCCCUGCCCUCGCCGCACGAGUAAGGAACUGGUGUGUCCUGGAAGAGGUUGA